Messenger RNA from Hypoxylon fragiforme, 1571 nucleotides. Its product is annotated as ankyrin repeat-containing domain protein. The coding region runs from base 210 to 1265 and encodes 351 amino acids. NCBI's taxonomy places the organism in Eukaryota, Fungi, Ascomycota, Sordariomycetes, Xylariales, Hypoxylaceae. The transcript has a single exon. Gene Ontology annotation, cellular component: nucleus; cytoplasm. The record is from RefSeq and is a predicted model, not a curated record. Gene Ontology annotation, molecular function: protein binding.
CCCUAUUCCAAAGGUACAUAGCACAAUGUACUUCGUGUAUGUGCAUUUGAUGUCUCCAGUGCUGCAGUGCUGUCAAACAUCCAUUCUCUUAUUAGUAGACUUCACCUACAAAAAAAAAAUACAAAAAUUACCCCAGAAUCACAAUGCCCCUUUAGUCAAAUUUUGAUUUUGAUCAAAUCAGAAGCUCCAUUCAGUAUGAAAUCAUACGAAUGGCUCCCUUCACCCAGCUUCCGACGGAGCUUGUCGCUUUGAUCGUAUCAUUCUGCGACACUCCCGAGAUAGCUGCCCUCGCCGCAGUAGAUAAAGAACACCAUGCUAUCGCCAACCCGAUUUUAUACGAUCUCAGACGCUCCGACGAGGUUGACAUCGCGAUGUUGUGGGCGUGCAUGACUGGGCGUCUCGGCACGCUGAAACGGCUAGUCGAGUACGGGGGCUACGUCGAUGACAUCUGCACCAACCGCUGCGGCGCCAGCAGUACGCUUUGGGGGUGCGACGACGACCUUCCUCAAUGCUUGAUAGACCUGCUAGACCUUGCACCCCUAGCUCUUGCCGCCAAGUAUGGGCAAGAGGAAGUCGUGAAAUGGCUGAUUGAUCACAACGCCAAAAUCGAUCGUCCAGCUAUGAAUUUCUGUUCGUGUCAAGCUUCUCCCGACCGGUAUUUCGCGGGACACCGCUCUCGGCGCUCAGUGGCAUGGACGCCGCUUCACCUCGCCAUUUGCAACAACAAUGUUCCCAUUGCCAAGUUGCUCAUCUCCCGGGGCGCAGAUCCUCUCCACAUUGCCAACCCACCUCACAGAGCGCAAUCCGCCCUCCAUACAGCUGCUUAUCGGAACAUUAUUCCCAUGAUAGACUUCUUGGUGACUCAAAAACUGGUCAGCAUUGACCACCAAGAUUUUCUGGGCUUGACGCCGUUGCACCUAUCUGUUCUAAACUAUCAUAAUAUCACUGCGCUUGAGAGAUUGGUAGAGUUAGGGGCCAAUCUGGAGCUCAGGUGCAAACGGGGUUAUGGCAAAACCGCCUUGGGCUUUGCUUGCCUUACAGGGAACUUCCGAGCGGCUCUGUUCCUGUUAGACAAGGGCGCGAAUCCUCACAUCUGUCUUCGCCAUGACAUAUCCCCUUUAACGGUAGCUGGUUUUACGUUCAAUUCUUUAGGAACAGAGCCCGAGCCAGUGGAUUGGACGGAGUGGGAGGGCUUGAGGCAAAAGUUUAAACAACGACUUAUUGAGCUUGGCGUCAGCGAAGAUGCAGAGGAAGUCGAAUCCUGACUAAAUAGAUCCCAAAGAACUGUACUUUUGUCUCUUAUGCCAUAUUCUUAUGCCAUAUCACAACAUUCGAAAUACCCUUACUAUAUACCUAGCCACAUCCGAGCCCAUGUCGAGUACUUUUACUGCCAGACUUCGCCUCAUUGCUACCCAGCUAAAUCCAAUUCCUUUUCACAUAGUAAUUCGCGUGAUAAAUCUGCGCCAGAGAAAGAGUAAUAUCGUCGAUCGUAAGAUGGCAUGUGACCAACAACGCCUCCUCCAAACUUCUUCGUAUUUUCUUGUACCACCUACCUAGGUAUUUGGUCUUGG